This is a messenger RNA of Penicillium samsonianum, 4197 nucleotides long. RefSeq names its product putative SNF2 family helicase/ATPase. The record is from RefSeq and is a predicted model, not a curated record. The coding region runs from base 1 to 4197 and encodes 1398 amino acids. Lineage: Eukaryota; Fungi; Ascomycota; Eurotiomycetes; Eurotiales; Aspergillaceae. The transcript has 2 exons. Gene Ontology annotation, cellular component: nucleus. Gene Ontology annotation, molecular function: ATP binding; ATP hydrolysis activity; ATP-dependent chromatin remodeler activity.
AUGCCUUCAAGCAAAGACCCUAUGUACUGGACAGUCGAUGAUAUUGUCAUGUUCUUCUGCCAUGACAAGGCUGGUGACUGGUCCCACAAUCUGGCUUGCCCAGAUCUUAUUGCUCUCGAGAAUUCUCUCCGAGAACAAUGUGUCACAGGCUCAGCCUUGCUCGAGAUCACAGACAAACAGGUGAAAAAAGACCUAGGCAUAAAAGUGCUUGCGCAGCGCCUGUAUGUCCUGAAAGCCAGUAAAUGGCUACAGCGACGCUCGCCAAAGUUCCAAUUGGACAAUCUGCAGCCUGCUCCCAAGGUACUUCUCAGUGAACAGCAAAAUUCAGCAGAACACCUCGAUGACCCCAUCAACAACACCCCCCUACUUGAUAUUCCUGCCGACAUUAUCACCUCCCCUGAUGGUCUUCUCAUCUCAGCUCCACUCCUUGAUGGUCCUCCACUGUCCCAAACAGAGGGAAAGAGACCUCGCCGGAUGGAGACCACUAUCAUUGAACGACCACCCACAUCUGCUCUCCGAGAAACAGCUCAUGAACUACCUGCUCCGAAUUCCGCCUUUGGGAAAGAUGACUUUUUUGCUCAUCUUCUCGAAACUUACCCCCCAAACGAUGCGGAUGUUCUCUCACUUCUUGGAGACUCCAGCUCCGAAAGGGGAUACGACACAGAGACUCGCGAGGAAAUGGAAGAAGAUGAGAGGCAAUCCCGCCCGGAUACUCCCCUGGAUACUUCUGGAAACGUGGAAGAUGCUGAAUUCAACAAAACCGUCGAUGAAUACAUCAAUGAACGGAAAACCCAGUUCAUCGAAAUUCGGCUGCCGAAAGAGCUGCCGAAAGGAUUUCAAAUUUGGACCAGAGGCCAAGAGUUCCCAAGCAUGAAAGCCCAAAUUUCGACACGGCUCGCCCACCUGGAGAAACGUUGUCAAUCCCUCCGCAAAGCACUCGCCGAGGCACAACAUUCAUUCCGCUCGUCCUUACUUCAAGCAUGUGCAUGCCUCGACCCCACCGUGGUCGACAUUUGCUUGAAUCAAUGGAAGCUUUCUAUUCUCGAGAAAACUAGCCCACCGCCAAAGGUUGCUUGUCCGCCACGCACCCCACGGCCAGAAAAGCCCAGUGUGAAUUCAGACGGCGAAGAGACUCUGAGUUCGGAUUCGGAUUCCGUGUGUGACACCGGAGAAGCGGUAGAUGACCAAUCACCAGAACAAUUGGAAGACGGUCUCGACCUUGCCCUUGUUUCUGAUCUUGAAGAGAGUGAGAUUCUACAGGACGAAGAGGAGCCACGUUCUCGCGCAGCUCAUCAAUAUGGACCAUUCCUUGACUACUCUUCAAGCGAAGGCGAGGACCUCGGCCAUCAUUUCUUCGAAGAAGAGCGUUACGAGUCCCCGGCUGCCAAGAGGCGCCGCCUUGAGAAAAAUAGCGUUCACCAAGAUAAUUCAACUUCAUCACUGAUGCCGAUGACAGCUCUGCCGUUUGUUCGGGACGUGGCGCUGCCCUCGGAGGAGUGUGAAGCCGAGGGUCAGAUGGAGGCAAAUAUCUAUCCUGUCAACCCGACGCACCUCAACACACAUGAGUCUGUGGACUUGGCGAGUGACAACCUCAGUGAAACUGAUGAGGCUGUGCGUGUUUUUGACGAUGUCUAUUCUAUGAUGUGGGCAACUAUCACCGAGGGUGGAAACCGACUUCACCUGGUAGCGAAGGCCCUCACAGGUCUGCCGAACAACCGGAUCAAUCAACUUUCUCAAUUUCUCGGCCCUUACAUGCCCUGUGUUUAUCGAGAUUAUGCGCUAGAUGCGCUGAAACACAUGUCUGACGAUUCAUCGGUGAUCGAGGAAAUAGAUCCCGAGGAGAGCCAUUCCGCAAUGUUAAUGACCGCGUUGUUCGUGUCGUGGAUUAAUGUUAUCCAAGUCCCUCAUGGCGCCUUUACAGCAAAACAAGUCAAGGCUGCGAUUGUGGCGAUCGGAGAGGACCUCGAUAUAGGUCAAUUCGCACCAUUCUUGAAAUGCUUGAAUGAUCUUAUCAGGGGUUACAGAAAAUGGUCGACUUUGUCAUCUCGUGUCCAGCCUCAUGAAAAGAUACCCACUCAGCACCAGUGGCCCAAGCGAAAGAGACUUUUCGCCACAGUGACUCUGAAUCAGGCCCAAAAGGAUGGUCAGCAACGACAGGCAGAUCAAGAUGAGGCCAUACGUGCCUUCCGAUCCCGCGUUGACUAUGAGGACAUACCCGCAAAACCAGUUUCGUUCCGGGAUCCUGUUAUCCAACUUGAUCCAUAUAUCGGCAGAUGGAUCCAGCCACAUCAGCUCCAUGGGGUUCAGUUUAUGUUCCGGGAAAUUGUCGAGAACAAACGACCAGAAGGGUGCUUGUUAGCCCACACCAUGGGGCUGGGCAAGACCAUGCAAGUGAUAUCACUUCUAGUUACCAUCUCCACUGCUGGGGCUUCGCAAGAUCCGGCCAUUCGAGCCCAAAUCCCCGAAGAAUUGCGACAGCUCAAAACUCUGUUACUGUGUCCAGCAUCGCUCAUUCAGAAUUGGUGGAAGGAGUUUGCAAUGUGGUCCCCUGACAACCACAAUCUCGGCAAGGUCCGCGCUAUUCUGGGAAAAUAUUCGACAACUGGUCUUAACCGAACUGAAGAGAUUUGCGCGUGGAAUGACGAGGGUGGUGUACUGAUCAUCAGUUACGAAAUGUUCCGCAAUCUUGCUGGGAACAAUGUGGGGCAGGAUGAGGAUCCCGGAGAACAAUCGAUCAAUGAAUCUGUCAAGAGUUGGUUGCUGGAAAGCCCGAAUCUUGUUGUGGCCGACGAAGCUCAGGUGCUACGAAACAUCACAACCAAGGUUGCUCAGACAACCUGCCGCAUCCGCACCCGGAAACGGAUUGCCCUAUCAGGGACUCCACUAUCCAAUGGGUUGAAAGACUACUAUUGGAUGGUUGAUUGGGUUGCCCCUCGAUACCUGGGAACCUUUGCUGAUUUCAACGAAUAUUUCAUCAAGCCAAUCGAAAAUGGCUCACAUAUUGAAAGUACGCGGUUUGACCGAAGAGAGGCACUGCGGCGCCAGGAGCUGUUCCUUAGGAUCAUCGACCCAAAGGUACAGCGAGCGGACAUCUCCGUACUGACAACCAAAUUGCCACCCAAAUACGAGUUUUCCGUUUACUUCGAGCCGACGAGUUUCCAAAAAGCUGCAUACAACGUCGUCAUUGAAGGUAUACUACUGAACAAGACUGCGAAUAUGAGCUCGAAGCUUCUGUCCUGGCUGUCCACUAUUAAGCUCUGCUGCAAUCAUCCGGGCCUUCUCAAGGAAAACCUGGAAACCCGAGCAACCAAAGGCGUGCACGACAAACAAAAAAGUCCCAGCAUUGAUGAUCAUGGUCUCAAUUCUGGCUUUGACGCUGCCACCGAGGAGGUAACCCUUCCACAGUCGACGUUGUCUGAACUGGGCGAUCUGUUCAGUAAGGUUCCUGACUUGCUGGAUCCUAGCCUAUCCAGUCGAGUGUCGAUACUCAAUGAGAUUGUCAGCCAGGCAAUUGCAGUUGGGGAUAAGGUCCUCGUCUUUUCAUCCAGUAUUCCGACUCUGAACUAUCUGGCGCAAUUGAUGGACAGAACAAAAAGGAAGUAUUAUCUACUUCAUGGCACAGUGGCCCCGGCUGAGCGUCCUCAGAUGAUUCACAAAUUUAACACUGAUCACUCCACUAACGUGUUUCUUAUUUCAACUAAAGCUGGUGGUACCGGUUUGAACAUCCAUGCUGCGAACCGAGUUGUCAUUUUUGAUUUCUUGUUCAACCCUACAUGCGAGGAGCAGGCAGUCGGACGUUCCCACCGCAUUGGACAGACAAAGCCGGUAUUUGUGUACCGACUGAUCGCCGGUGGAACGAUUGAGGAGCUGAUGUAUGGAAAAACCGUCUUUAAGAGCCAACUUGCGUGUCGGCUUCUCGACAAAAAGCAUAUCGCUCGGCUGGGUUCAAAAGCCGAUGGCAAAUAUCUGGUUUCCUGGAAACAGAGUUCACAGAAAGGCGGAGUCCAGGAAGUUGCGUUUGCAACUGACCCACAGAUGAUGGGAAGACUGAAAUCGGCAUGUGGCGACUCAGUCCUCAGUAUCAAGCUUUGUGGCAACGAGAUUGAUCCAGACGACAAAUUGACGGUGGAAGAACAACAAUCCGUCGAAGACGAACUCAACCUCAGACGCCUUCUCCUUGAGUCAAGAGGAUUAUGA